This is a messenger RNA of Gekko japonicus, 3330 nucleotides long. It is a transcript of the gene VKORC1L1, whose product is annotated as vitamin K epoxide reductase complex subunit 1 like 1. The coding region runs from base 17 to 547 and encodes 176 amino acids. Gene Ontology annotation, biological process: vitamin K metabolic process; peptidyl-glutamic acid carboxylation. The record is from RefSeq and is a predicted model, not a curated record. Lineage: Eukaryota; Metazoa; Chordata; Lepidosauria; Squamata; Gekkonidae. Gene Ontology annotation, molecular function: vitamin-K-epoxide reductase (warfarin-sensitive) activity. The transcript has 3 exons.
GCAGGGCUGGGCUAAGAUGGCGGCGCCCGUCCUGCUGCGAGUGUCGGUGCCGCGCUGGGAGCGGGUGGCCCGCUACGCCGUGUGCUUAGCGGGCAUCGCGCUCUCUCUCUACGCCUGCCACCUGGAGCGCGAGAAGGGGCGCGAUCUCCACUACCGGGCCCUCUGCGACCUCAGCGAGCGCAUCCGCUGCUCCGCCGCCAUCGCCUCCAGAUGGGGUCGAGGGUUCGGCCUGCUGGGCUCCAUAUUUGGGAAGGACAGUGCAAUAAACCAACCGAACAGUGUUUUCGGACUUGUGUUUUAUAUACUACAGAUGCUACUUGGAACGACGGCCAGUGCGGUGGCGGCGCUAGUCCUCAUGAUGUCUUCCCUAGUGUCUGUAAUAGGAUCCUUGUACCUGGCCUACAUUCUGUACUUUGUGCUGAAGGAAUUCUGCAUUAUCUGUGUUGUCACGUACUUGCUGAACUUCAUUCUCUUUAUCAUCAACUACAAACGACUAGUUUACUUGAACGAGGCCUGGAAACGCCAGCUCCUCCCCAAACAGGAUUAAUUUCCCUGUGAACUUUUGGCUGACAGAAUCUGAAGACCCGACCUCAACUUGAGUUUAUUUCACAGUAAAAGAGAAACUUUUUUUUUUAUUCUCAUUGGAUGCUUUGUCCGAGAAUCAUAACUGGUUUAAUUACAACCGAGGAAGGAGCCCCCUAAAUAACUUCCGUGCUAACCUUCAAGUCGGUAUGGUGAGGAACAGCCGAGGAAGUUCUCAUCUGAUCAAAGAUGAGCUUUAACUCUGCUUUGAUGGCAUUUGUUCGCUGCAGAUUCUUUACUCUGCUCUGUCUUCCCCAUUCCUUCCCCCCCCCCAUAUUUAAAGUCGGAAACACUUGCUAGGAAGUACCGUGCGCGUGCAUAAAUUCAGUUUUGGGGUCUAACGGAAGACGUGAUCAUGAUAACUUUAUUCUAGACUUUAGAGGUACCAUACAGAGAUGUUGCUGUGUUUACAUUGUGUGUGUCUGUCUGUAGUUGAUGGGAUUUGAAAAGCAUACGUGCAGCAGCUAGGACACUCACUGCGAAAUCGUAUGUAAUGCUAGAAAGGCCCGGCCGUACCUUUGCAAAAACAGAAGCUCCAUCACGACUCGGCUGGCUUCAUUUAGAAGCGUAGUGACCUUGAAGAAUCAUUUGUCCUCUUGUUGGGAGAUUUGUUUGAACAAACACCUUAAACAAAAGCAGGAUAAAAGGAGCCCAUCUCUGCGGGAGGCUUACGGUUAGCUGAGAUUCCUUGUUUUUUUGUAUGCGUACACACGCAUGUGCAUCUGUGACGAGACGUAAGUUGACGCUGACGGUUGUAUGUGUUCUACAACCAAUGGAACGGUUUCGGGUUCCCUGCAUAACAUACAAAGUUGUUACGACUGGCAAAAAAAAGAGUCUUCUCUGAGGACACUGUGGAGGGGAUUUGGCCAGAGGUGGCAUGUGGAGUCUGUAGAGGAAGAUGCCCCUUUAUUAAAGGGGAAACGUGUUCCGAGUGGAAUUCAGGGACAGAGCGGGUCAGUCUCUUCGAACCAGUGUCAGGCAGUCAGACAGUAUUACCGGUUCAAUAAGCUGCUGUGUAGAACUACAACUCUUACACUGGAUCCCAGUAACUUACUGGCAAACUGAUGCACUGUUCAGGCAUCACCUGCAGUGAUGUCUUCUCCUGCUAGCCCCUGUCGAAACCAAGAGGGCAGCUGCUGAAGGAAACAAAAUUUCCCUUCGCUUCGAGUGGUUGAUGGAGGGACACAUCCCUACAGGUGAUGCCCAAGGAGACCGAGCGAUUCGGGAUCCUUGAUACAUAGGAGAGGUUAGAGUGGAUGUGUAAUCAGUUCUCCCCACCCCAAAGUGGUGUGUGGUGGGGAGGACCGUGUGUGUGUGUGUGUAUGUUGAAGGUCGUUAAAGGAAACAAGUAGGCAGAUCACUCAGAACCGAGUGGGGCGUUCAGGAUUCAAUCACGGUUCUUGAAGCGAUACGUUCAAGCGAAUUGCAGAUCACUGCGUUGCCGUCCUGUCCCCCUCCCUCCCCGCUCCGGUUUGUGUCACCCCCCGAAACACAAUGUUUAAAAAGUGCCUUCUGUCUUUUAAACACAAAGCAAACAAGAGCAACCAAAUAUCUGUGGGUGUUUGAAAUUGGCAGGCAGAAGUGUUUCUUGCGUGUGCAAAAUGGAAACAAACCUUGGCAGUAUGUAGGGAAGCGAUGUUGUGCCCCUUGCAUGCCGAGGGGCCGCAGUGUUGUGAACGAAUCUCUCACCUAGAGGUCCCUAAUUCUGGGGCAGGCUGAGAGUGCCAGGCCUCUGUAGUCCGCAGGUGCCUGCAGCUGUGUUGAGGCCCAUGACUGACAGGGACGGUAUAGGCACUGUGGGGCUUGCAGCAGGGUUGUGCUCUUGCUGCUGCGGUAAUUCAUAGAAAGAGGCUACCUGUCUCUCCUUAGGGUGCGUUGUGCAGUAUUGUACCUAACUGCCUGAGCUCGGUGGCUUUCUCCAAUGAGUUUUGACACAGGAAUUUGCACAGCCGGUGCCGGAUUUUGCAAACAAGACUUAGCAGAGUGAGACAGUUGUAGAGGACAGUAGCAGCGACUGGCUUUGACCGCAGCUAUGGACACUCAUGCAGAGUUCCCUUCCGGUACACCCCAAUGCUACUGCAUUACUGCUUGUCCUCCUGCCACGCUUUGUGGCUUCUCGCAGCAGUGGAGAGAAGCAAGGAUGUCACUGCAGUUUCUUAUUCCUUCGUGCAGCAGCGGAAAUAACAUAGAUGCCUCUAAAGGGUGAGUGGGUAGUGGUAGCAGCUGUCUGCAGGUGCCCAUAGCAGUUGUCGGAACACAGUGGCUGCUGCAGUCACCCAGAGGCUCCUCGCUACAUGUAGUGUCUGGUUAGGGCUCUCAGGCAAUCCAGUCUGCGGGACUGAUACCUGCAGGGCUGGCCAUUCUGGCCAGGCAGCCCAACCCGUCUGUUGGGGGCACUGAAAAGCAGGGCGGUGCAGCAUACAGUCUGAUAGCUGGGAGCAGGUCUGACCCUUUAGCAAGGACCUUGGAACGCAGCCAUAGAGUCCCAAGGUACGGCAGAACAACCCAGGGCCAGCUCUGACUAUAGUUAAACCGCGCUCUGUUCUCUCACUGUCUCGAUGCCAAAAUGUGAAUCGGGGAAGUUGUCUUAUUGGCAGUGUUGGGUUGUCCUCUUGCCUUUGUUAUCUGUCAGGACGUAGCUUGUCAAAGCCCUCCCGUUAAGAAUUCUGUUCAGCCUGAAAUUUCUUCCUUGUGAGUCUCUGUAUGUAACUCUGAUUUUGAUGUACUGUAAGAAGGCCGGGGGGGGGG